Cucurbitaria berberidis CBS 394.84 is the source of this 303-nucleotide messenger RNA. RefSeq lists its product as uncharacterized. NCBI's taxonomy places the organism in Eukaryota, Fungi, Ascomycota, Dothideomycetes, Pleosporales, Cucurbitariaceae. The record is from RefSeq and is a predicted model, not a curated record. The annotation marks the transcript as partial. The transcript has a single exon.
AUCAACUCCAUACAAAACCAGCUCAAGGAAUGGUCUCCUACUGCAGGUAAUACACCCGCCAUGGCGGAAAAACUAAUGCAACUCCAUCGCAACGAGGGGCUAGAGGGUUUCAUGGACGUCGCUUAUGGCUUUACUGCGCUGGCGUAUAACACGGUAGGUGAUAGUAAGAAAGCGGUGCAGUUUGCGAAGAAAGCCAAGGAAGCUGUUUUGAUGAAAGACGGGAAAUGGGCGCCGAACUUGGGGGUGUGGAAUGAGUUGUUGGCAGACCCGAAGAAGCAUUGGAGCUACAGGUGGAGCCUCUGA